This is a messenger RNA of Plasmodium gonderi, 6222 nucleotides long. RefSeq lists its product as hypothetical. Lineage: Eukaryota; Apicomplexa; Aconoidasida; Haemosporida; Plasmodiidae. The record is from RefSeq and is a predicted model, not a curated record. Bases 1 to 6222 code for a protein of 2073 amino acids. The transcript has a single exon.
AUGCCAGAUUUUUUUUUAAAAAGGAAGAAGCCAAGCUUUAUAAACAUCAAAAUCAACACCAACAUUAAGUGUUACCUCUACAGAAAUGUCAAGAAAAAUGGAAACAAAAAAUUGUACAUACUUGAAAAAAAAAAAAAAGUGGAAGAAAUCAUUAAACUUACAAACAAUUUAAAAUACAAUGAAAUUACCUGCAUGUUCAGGAAAAAUAUUAAUUACAAUGGAAUGAAAAAAAAACAUAUACAUUAUUGUAAUUUUUUAAAAGCAGACAUAUUAACUUUGUUAAAAGGAGAUAUAGAAAAAUUAAAAAAAAACAAAUUUAAAUACCUCUCUAUAGGAAAUAGAAAACAUAGUUUUAAAAAGGUAUUAACCAAUUGUAUAUUUUCUACCGACAUUCAUCAGUUUGUGAACACAGCUCAUAAACAUAUUAACAAAGCAAACCUUUAUCAGUUAUUUAUCCUCUUAAAAUUAAGUCUCCAUUUUAAAAAUUGUGAAUUCUUCAAGCUCAAUGCCUUGGAGGCAUUUAUUAAUAAAGUGAAAUUGUACAGUUUUGAAAAAAAAAACAGACAUGCAGGGAAGAAGAAAGACACCAAAUUACUGCUGACAUGUCAGCACAUAUUAGAUUCAAAAUUUUUUGUGAAUACCCAUGGUAUUAUCUCCCAGCAUGAUCCUACGUUGAACAUUUACAUUUUUGAUAUCGUCAAUUUUGUAAAUGAAAGCAUAAACAGUGUGGAUGGAAAUCAUGAUGACCCUUCCCACAACAGCUUUGAUGGGGAUGUCGUGAAAUUCAGAAAUCAGGUUAAUAGUGCUGAUGACUCACUUCUUAAUCGAAGCAGCAAUGAAGAUGACUCACUUCAUAAUCGAAGCAGCAAUGAAGAUGACUCACUUCAUAAUCGAGUUAGUAGCAUCGAUUAUGCAUGUCUUAACCGAGUUAGAAGUGGGGCCCCCCCACCCUCGCUUGAAAAGCGCGAAGAAGAGUUUUCCCACCUGAACAAGUCAGGCAAUUCAAGACACAAAAUUGCAGGGGGAAAAGGCGACCCUAUCAAACACGAAGGAUACGGGUCCAAGGGGAUGAAAGACAAGAGGAAGAAGUGGAGUUAUGCUUAUAAAUUAAAAAAGAAUAAUGAAAGGGAAGAAAGUAACACGGGAAGAAAUGAUGAAAUGUAUGCGGAUGAAGUGCAUGUGGAUGAAAUGUAUGGAGACAAAAUUUAUGAGGACGAAAUUAAAUAUUUUUUUUACAACCACGGGACUAACCAUUUAGGGGUGUACAAGGAAAUUUUUGAAAAAUCUGAUCAAUAUAAAUGUUUAAAAUAUUACGAAAAAAUUAAAAACCAUUGUAUAAAGGAUAGAAAUGUUAUAAAUGAUGAUGACACAAGUAUUAAACAAGAGUUGCAAAACAAUAAACUCAAAAGUAGUUUCCUCCUGAAUUCCACAAAAUUGCAAAAUAAUAACCAUGCUAUAGAUAAGCAGAAUUGUGAAAAUAUUCCCUCAUCUAAUGGAUUUAGUGCAUACAUGCUGAAGGAAUGUAUUUUAUACACAUUUUUAUCCGUAUGUGUAAAUAAUUAUGACGACAGGAAUUACAAAUAUAUGAAGGAUAUUUAUUUUAAGAAUUUUUAUUUUUACAAUCCAUUGUUUCUUUUUCAUUACUUCAGUUACAUUUCAACAGAUGAGACUAAGUUUUAUGAGAAAUAUUUAAAUGAGUUCCUUAAGUUUUUAAAUAAUAUUAUUAUACAUUUUCACUUUUACUUAAUACCAUUUUUUACCAAUUUAAAUUAUUCAUCUAUUUUUUUGGAUUUUUUUAAAAAAAAAAUAGCAUACAUGGGAAGAGAUGAAACAAUUAUGCUCGUUUAUAGAAAGUCAACUAGUUUUCCGUUAAUCAAAGAAAGGGUAUCCUACUCCUACACUUAUAAAAAUUGUGACAAAAAUGAAAAAAAAAUUUCAUUUAUCUUGUACCUUUUUUACCAAAUUUACGGAUCUGAUAAUGUUGUAGAAAAGGCGAAACAAAUAUAUUUGGACAAUUUUUACCUGUACAGUUCAGAACAGGAAAAAAAAAAAAAAAAAAAAAAAAUACCUGUGAGCAUUUUUUUCAAUUUUUUAAAUUAUCAAAGUGUUUUUAAUAAAUAUGAAAAUGAGUUAAAACAGUUAUAUAUUCAGAAGAAACUCUUUUAUAAGCCAACAACGGGUGAUUCAACUAAGAAAAUCAUAAAUAAAAAUACAACAUUGCUCUCUCAGAUUAAUUGUGCAGAGGAAGGGGAAAGAAAAAAGACGUCAUCUCAUUUAACUUCUUCAAUCGAUGAAGAACAAUUUAAUUCUCUCCAUGUAAGAAAAGACAAAGAUCUUUCAUCACAUGGGAAAAAAUUCAUAAAAAAUGGAAUGAAUUCGUGCAUCAGCUUAAAGGGUAGAAGGAGGAGUAAGGGUUCACUCGGCUCCUUAUCUCCAACUAACACUGUAUCAGAGAAUUGUCUAUUAAGGAAAAAGGAAUUGUGGAGAUAUAUGCAUCAAGUUCAUCAGGAAUUAUUUCACAUGACAGUUAAAGAAUCAUGUAAUAAAGUGGUUGUUAAUAAAACAGUUGAUGAUGAAGAAGAAAGGAUCCAACGAGGUGUGAGGCGUUGUGAAACCCUAGUGCUGAAUGAUUACACUUUGAAGUAUAAUAACAUAUCUGUAAGAAAAAGAGAAAUUUUAUACCUGUUCCUGAUUUUGAGCAAGUACAACUUUACACAGAGUGGGAAUUAUUUAAAUAAAAUUUUAUUUUUUUUUUUAAAUGAAUAUUGUGAAAAGGAUCUAAUGAUUGUGUUUGUGAACCAUCUAAAGAAUAAUGGAAGCAAUUAUGAUUUAUUGCUACUGAAUAAGAUAUUAAACAUUUUUAUAUAUAAGAAAAAAAACAUUUCCCUGAAUAGUAACAUAACUAUAUGUAAUAACCUGGCUAAGUAUCAACUAUUUAAUAAUAACUUUUUUGCAUUAGACAAGAAGAAUUUUUUUGAUCAAGUUCAUGAGGCCAAUAUCCAUUCGCUAGUAGCUCUGCUAUAUUCAUGGGGGAAAUUAAAAGUAAAAAAUCUGGAUAUCCAUUUUUACAAAGUCAUCAUUAAGGAAAUUAUUCAAAAAAUUGAUAAAAUUAAUGAGUAUGGUUUAUCUUGUUUGCUCUAUGGUCUAAACAAUCUUAUAGACAAGAAGAAGGGAAGGGAAGAGAAGAUCAUUCUAUCACUCCCGAAUAACAUGGACAAUGGAAAAGCGAUAACUAGGUUUAGAAAAAAUCGACAUGAUGAAGACAAGUUAUCAGAUGUUAUCCACAGAAGCGAUUCUACAAGUGAUACCCAAAAAUAUCUUUCCCCAAGCGAAACAAAUACAAGUAACCAAAUUGGAUUAUAUACUCACUGUAGGCACGAUAUAGAUAAAGAGACAGCAGAAGAAGAGAAAUAUAAUACAAUGCAUAUUAUAUUACUUGAAAAUGAACUAAUAAGAGCAAUCAUAAAGAAGCUCAUCAUGUUCAAAAAUAUGAACAUAAAUUCUUUUUGCAUUUCUAUAUCAUGUUUAUCAAAAAUAAAUAUAUUUCCAAAAGAACUAUAUGAAGAAAUAAAAACAGUGACAUAUAAAUAUAUGUAUAGUGUAAACGUUACUUCAUUGCAACACCUACUUUUAGCCUUAUCAAAAUAUUAUAUAAAAACUAAUAAAAAUCAUAACCCAGAUGAUUUAAUUUUUGAUAUUUUUAAUUUUUUAUUCACAUACAAAUACAAGGAUAUAUCAUUUAAAUGUGCCUGUAAAUUUUUACACAUUUUAAGCUUAUUAAAUUUGAGAGACGAAGAUUUUAUUUUGCUUCUUCUUCUCGUUAUUGCCAAUGAACAGAGGGCAUUAUUCCAUCUCUUCGAUGGCGAUACGAAUAUGCAUAACCUUGAAACAAUUAGAGGGAAAUUCUCCAAAAUUCAUCCAUCGCAUAUUAUUACCCCUCUCAAUGUUAGCAGUUCUGGUAGGGAGGAAGUGCAGCAUGGGUAUCGCACCCUUGGUGGAACUACAAACAUCCACGCGGGAAAGGAGUUUCAUCCGAUUUGUAAUGACAAUUUGGGGAUGAAAAUUAACCAAGGAGAAAAAUGCAACAAGAGUUCUAUAUUUUUGAAAGGGUUAAACAUUUUAAAAGAAGAUGAAUAUUUUAAAAGUUCCCAUAAUGCAUACCUAUUUUUUGAUGUUAAAAAUUACAAAUUUGAAUUAAGUAAAGUAUUGUCAAAUUUUAAAAAUGUUGACAAUAGCUAUCUCAUCAAUGUAUUGGAGAGUUUGUACAAUUUAUCGUACUAUUCUUAUUUUUCAAUUCAUUUAACUUUGAUAAUAAAAAAUAUUUUGAUUAAACAAAUACACGAUUUGAAAGUUUCAGGUAUAAUGAUAUUACUUUUUUCUCAUGUAGAUUUACAUUUCUUCGAUUAUUCUCUAUAUGAUAUAGAAUUGAAGUUAUUUUUAAAUGAAGAAGAUAGUAGUAUUGCACCACAGAUUGAUGGUUUCAAAUCGAGUGAUGAACAGUCACUACUUUUGGAAUCAUCCAUGGUUGGCGAAAACAAAAAGGAAUUUUCCAAUGAGGAAGAGAAGAAUGAAGAAUACAACAAGCAACUGAAUAAGCAAGCGCUCCGAGAAGAUAACAAUUCCUUGGAACAACAAUUCAAUAGUGUUUAUAACUAUAUGUUACACAAUUUCAAAAGCAUGAACGAAGAGGAAAAGAUGAUUUGUGUAGAAAAGCUUAAAUUGCUUAUGUACAAAAUGAAGAAGAAAAAAAUGUACUAUGUAAACAAUAUUUAUAAUGAAAAUAAUACACCAAGUGUGGAGUAUAUAAUAUCCAUGAUAUAUGAUUAUGAACAGAUGAGAAAAGCAAACCACGAAAUGCCAGAUGUGACGAGAAGUAAAUUCAUUGCUGAUGGAAGAAGGGUGGCACAAAUUACCAACAAUAGCAGCGGUGUUAGUACCACUAUAAUGAGAAGAACAACCAGGAAGGAGGAAGAAAAAUUGAAGAGUGAUAAAUACUCAGGCAACAACAUAGAUAUAGAUAGAAAAGAAAAUAAGCAUCAUUACAAAACAGAUGCUAAGAUUACACAUAAAAAUAAUUAUGUAGAAAAUUCUCUGAAAAAAAAUAAUUUUGAAAAAUUAAAAAAUAUUGUUGACCAAUUCAGCUCAGUGAAGAAGUUCCAUUUAAAGGAUAAAAUAUUGAACAAGAAAUUAGAAGAAAAAAUAUAUUACGAUGAUUUUUUUUUUUUAAAGUAUCGAGAAUAUUACAAAGAAGACCUCAUCAAUUUAUGCUUAGAAACUAUAUUAAAAAACACGAACUACAUUUUGAACAAUUAUAAACAAUACAAAAACUGCAGCAUAUUUUUUCUCCUUCUCUUUUGCAACAUAUUCCUACCGUAUACCACAAAUGAUAUUUUUCUCCGUUUUAAAUGCAUUCAAAGGAAUUAUAAUUAUUAUAAAAAAAAAAAUUUACAACAUGAUUUUGAUCAAAUUUUGAAAAAUAUAGAAUUAUCCGAUUUUAAUGAAGAUACUAUUAGAAAUGCCAUUAACGCGAAAAAUGCAUCUCAUUUGGUUAUUCCCUACUUAAAUAUAUUACAACACAAUAAUGGAUUUCUGAACAAAGCGAUAUGCACAAGUGACAAAAAGGAAGAAGGUGUGUAUAGCAUAGCAGACAAUAAGCUUGUCAGUGGUGAAAAUUAUGGAUAUAUAGAAAAGGAACAUAAAUCGUAUGAUACAUAUCAGGAUCAGGAUAACCUAAAGGAAUGUGAAUACUUCAUAAACUCAUAUGAUACCUCUUAUAAGAUGAAAAAGAUAAAGUUUGAAGACAUAGUUCCUUUAAAUCUGUUAUAUAAAUUUUUCCAAUUAUUUAACUUUAACAUAAAUAAUGUUCAGUUUAUUUAUCUCCUAAAUGAAAUGAUUAAAGAAAACAACGACUUCAACGAACCAGAUAGUGAUUAUACUACACUGAAAUUUGGCAAAAAUGAUAUUUCACCUUACCAAUUCAGAAAUUUAUCCUACCCCUUAAUACAAAUACGAAAUAAAACCUUAAUUAUUCAUAAAAAUUCAAAAAAGUGCUUUUUCAAAAGUUUCAAUGUUAUAGACCAUUAUUUUAAACCAUCUCAAGGGAUGCUUAUACAAAUACUAGACAAUGGCAUUCAUAAUUUAAUUUCAAUAUAUGUCAAUGUUUAUGUAGUUGCGUAUAAGGUGGAUAUUUUACUUGAACGAAAUACAGUGAUGUGUAACUAG